Molecule: messenger RNA, 777 nt
Organism: Aspergillus oryzae RIB40
Lineage: Eukaryota; Fungi; Ascomycota; Eurotiomycetes; Eurotiales; Aspergillaceae
Exons: 1
Coding region: 1-777 (258 amino acids)
Source: RefSeq, a predicted model, not a curated record
AUGGAUCAACCAGUCCAACUCCUCUCCUACCAACGCCUCAAAUCAAAGAGUACCUUCAUUAUCUCCCUGCAACACGGAAACGGCACCGCAACUCCCAUCUACGAAGUCGCAUGUUUAUCCUCGAAACCGAACCUCUCCAUCUCCCGCCUGCAGCCUGCAUACCAGCAGCAACCACCACCACCGCCUCAAUAUGGCUAUCCACCAGCACCAAACCCAUACUACCAGCAACCAUACCCUCCUCCAAACCCAUUUCCACCCCAGCAAUACCCGAUGCACCCCCAAUAUCCAAUAAACAACCCACCACCCACCAAAACAACCAUAGGAACCGUUUCCCUCUCCUCCAUGUCCUCCAAAAUCACCAUCUCAAUUCACAACAUCCCCGAACUCAAAAUGAAGCGUCCGGACUUCCUCGCCUCCGGGCACCAAUUCACCCAUCCCCGCUACGGCACCCUCGAAUGGAAAGAAAGCGAUCUCCUUGAGAAACGCUUUAAGCUUGUCGACUCGAACAAGACCGUGCUGGCCCGGUUCGAUAAGUGGAAGUUACCGGACCACCAGCGGCAGGAAUCGAAAUCGUCCAUGUGGGGUGGUUCCUCGUCAUCGACGAAGAAGAAGAAGAAGGCGUGGGCAUUCCAAAUCUUUGUAAAUGCGGAUCCGGAGCUGUUGGAUUGGAUUGUGGUUAGUGGAUUGGGGGUUGUUGAGUAUCGGAUCACUUCGGAUAAGGAGUGGGAGGAGGAGCUUUUGGGAAAUGAGGAUGGUUGGUCGGCUUUGUUGGGGUAG